AUGCAAGAAUCAAACCGCAUCCAUAAAGCCCUCGCGAAAGGUGAUCCCAGCUAUGGAGUGUGGCAAAUGCUCCCUGGGACAAACCUCACUCGGACUAUGUGCCGAUCAGCAACGAAUAUCGAUUGGAUCCUGGUAGACCAGGAGCACGGCAACAUCUCAGAUGACUCGAUGCACGAAAUGGUCGCGGCUGCAGCGGCUUGCGGAGUAUCGCCUAUCGUUCGUGUGGUUGAAGGUCAACAAUGGAUGAUCAAGCGCGCUCUGGAUGCCGGGGCACACGGCAUUCUUGUCCCGGUAUUAGAAACGCCUGAAGAAGCUGAAAGAGUCAUCAACUAUUCCAAGUAUCCGCCACUGGGAAAGCGAGGGUUUGAGCCGCUCCUUGCGGUGGAAAAGUUCGUCGAACAGCACCCUCACGGACGCGGAGUGAAACAAUUGACUGGCCUCGAGUAUUUGGCGCAAGCCAACAGCUCUUUGGUCACGGCCGUGCAAAUCGAGACAAAAGCAGCGCUCCAAAAUGUCAAGGAGAUUGCUGCGGUGCCAGGCGUCGACGUCCUUUUCAUCGGGCCCUUUGACCUCGGCCUCAAUAUUGGACAUCCAAUUCCUGCUUCAGGAGAGAUGGAUCGCGAGCUUGUCGAUGCAAUUGAGUCUAUUCAUGCGACAGCGCUAGAGGCUGGUAAACUCAGCGGUAUCUACUGUGACACCGGUGAGCAAGCUAGAGAGUACGCAGACAAAGGGUUCCGCAUGAUCAGCGUGGUAACAGAUAUGAUCGCUCUCCGCAAGAUAUUCAAGCAGAAUCUGAAUUUCCUUCAGGAAUAA
Molecule: messenger RNA, 813 nt
Organism: Cladophialophora immunda
Lineage: Eukaryota; Fungi; Ascomycota; Eurotiomycetes; Chaetothyriales; Herpotrichiellaceae
Exons: 1
Coding region: 1-813 (270 amino acids)
Cellular component (GO): cytoplasm
Molecular function (GO): aldehyde-lyase activity
Source: RefSeq, a predicted model, not a curated record